Messenger RNA from Aphis gossypii (cotton aphid), 2492 nucleotides. RefSeq lists its product as uncharacterized. Bases 463 to 1161 code for a protein of 232 amino acids. The transcript has 5 exons. The record is from RefSeq and is a predicted model, not a curated record. NCBI's taxonomy places the organism in Eukaryota, Metazoa, Arthropoda, Insecta, Hemiptera, Aphididae.
UAUCAACGGAGAAGAAAAUUGAGAUAAGGUUUGUUAUAGUAAAAAUAAUUAAUUCUGUUUCCUAAUAUAAUCCGUAUUCAUUAUUCAAUAUUCACUAAUCAACCGUUGCUGCUGCUGCUGUGGUUAGUACCACAGAGUAACUGUUGUGUGUUAUAUAGUACGUUAUAUUAUUAUCUCUAAACCCUUGGUAUGUUACACCUCUGCGAUGUUGCGAUAAUAAAAUUCGUCGGAUGUUGGUCGUGUUAUUUUCCUUUUGAAAACAUUCCUGUUUCCCAUGUCGAUGUUACGUGACUUACGUAACAGGUAUCACAUUAAUCACAUCGCAAAAUCGCAUUAUUAGUAAUUAAUAGUUACUAAUUCAUAUUUACUACCGUUAUUACCAACUACUUAGUGGUUAUUUGUCGAAGUUUUGGUUAUUAGGCGAUCGAUAUACCAGUUUUUUGGUUUUGGUUUGAAUAGAAAAUGCAUUCAAAAUACUUAUCGACCCACGUUUUGUUUUUCGUCAUUUGCGCCACAGCAGUGGUCUGUCUGAAGAAAGAUGGAUUCUAUUGCCAAUUGUCUCCCCCAUGUUCAUGUGUUUCGAUUAAUGACAGAAAUAUCAAUUUAGAUGGAAUAAACUUGACGAUGACCACGAAUAACCAGACGUUGAAUUAUCAACCUUGUCUCAAUAAUGGAAGUGGAAUUGUUAUUGAAUCAAUAAAUGACACCAAUUCUACAACCCAGUUUGCUAAUUAUAGUAUUGUUGAAGUUAAAAUAAGCAACAUGAUAACAUAUGUUUAUAAAAAUGAUGAUAAUGAGUUUGAUGUAAUUUUGGUGUGUGAUCCAUCGGCAGUCUGUGGAAAGGAAUCUCUAAUAAAUUUCCAAAAUGUCACAGAUAAUCUAUGUACAAUUGAACUUAAAACCAGUCAAGUAUGUGGAUUGAAUUUAAGUGAUGCAUAUGAUAAUAACUCAGAGUCAGAAUCUUGGACUUAUUUCUUUUCAUUUGUUUUGGUUGUUGCAUUUGUUUACUUUGUUGGUGGUUCCGUAGUAAAUGCCUGUUUAUUUAAUGAGAUUGGUAUCAAUAUGAUUCCUCACCAUGCAUUUUGGUCUUCACUUUACGAAAAUAUCAAGGAUAAACUAUAUGGCACAUCAACAAUGGCAUCGGCGUAUGAAAGCAUAUAAAAUAUUUUUUCUACAAAAAUAAGAUACUCAUGCACAUUGUAUGGUACAUAUUAAUAUUAAUUGCUAACCGUGUUAUUACUGAAUGUAAAAUAUUAUGUAUUUUUUGUAUUUUAUUUUUCUUGUUUACAAAGAAAACACUAUUCAAUAAUUUAAUUGUUUUGUGUAUUAUCACUUUAUUUCAUAAACAUAUUGUUUUAUUUUUUUAAUCAAAAUUAAGAUUUAAAAUUUACAUUAUUGCAAAUAAUAUUUUGAAUUUGUUAUAAAUAAAAAUUUAAUUGUAAAUCAGGGUUUUAUUAUAAUAUGUAUUUUUGUGAUUUAAAAAUAUUUUGAUAGUCAUUAAUUUAAAAUUUUAUAUGAAAAUAUGUAAGUCAAUUUGUGAAAUUGUGUUAUUCACAAAAAAAAAAAAAACAACAAAACUAUAAUGAUUUAAAAUUAACUUAACUAUUUAAAAAUACUUUUUAAUACAUUUUCUGUCAUGUUAAUCAGAUUUUCAAACUUAUACUGCCAAAAACAAAUAAAUUAAAAGUAGAUUUAUUGUUAAAACAUAGUAAUUCAAAAAAAAAAAAAAAAAUACCUGAUAAAUAAUAUUAAUUAUUGAUCAUAAGAUAAUUUUGUUUUAAAUAUAAGUGCAUAUUUUGAUUUAAUUACCAGUUUAACAUACCUAAAGACCUUAUUUUUGUUUUUUUUUUGUAAUUAAGUGUUUAUUUUUUUAAAAAUCCAAUUGAAGCAAUUUUUUUUAUAAAUCUAGCUUAUUAGAUUAAUUAUUUAUUUGGUUUUUAUUAUAUAUUGUAGUGAAAAUUUGCUAGUCUAUGUAUAUAUGAGGUAUUUUUUUUUUUUUUUAGUAUUUUAAAAUUUUAUUACAUUUACAUCGACUGGUACUUAUUAUUUUACUAUAAUAUAUAUAUAUAUAUAUAACAUAAAAUACAUUUUGUUAAGUAUAUUUUUUGAGUUACCAGUUUUCUAAAAGUACUUAAUUGUUGAUUGAUUUUAAGAACUAUGAUUUGUUUGUUUUAUAUGAUUUAAAAUUAGAUAUUUCAUUAUUGCGUAUACAGCUAAUCAAACAUUGUAUUAUAAUUAUAUAAGUUUUUUUUUAUUAGAAAAAUAAAAGUAUUCUUCUCUUAUUGUUUAAAUUAUCAACUCUUUAUUCUAUUCUACAUAAGAGCAAUAACUGAUCUGAUAGUGGGUGUGAUGUCUGAUUGAACUGGGAGAAAAUUAGCUGUACCAAGUACUGUUCUUGUAUGGGAUGGAAUAUUGUAAGUCUUAUUUUUGUUUUAAAUUUGUACUCCAGAAAUAAAAUGACAAAAUAAUUGCUUUUGAAAUUAUGUUAAAAA